Molecule: messenger RNA, 6707 nt
Organism: Diachasmimorpha longicaudata
Lineage: Eukaryota; Metazoa; Arthropoda; Insecta; Hymenoptera; Braconidae
Gene: MESR4
Exons: 2
Coding region: 225-5720 (1831 amino acids)
Biological process (GO): regulation of transcription by RNA polymerase II
Cellular component (GO): PcG protein complex; transcription regulator complex; chromatin
Molecular function (GO): RNA polymerase II cis-regulatory region sequence-specific DNA binding; DNA-binding transcription factor activity, RNA polymerase II-specific
Source: RefSeq, a predicted model, not a curated record
ACGACGCCAUUUUACUAACCUUUUCGGCGCGGAGAGCGACGAAGCAGUCGCCAGGGUUAAUCCGGGACGAGUACUAAUCGCUCUUCAAACGUGCACUGUAGUCACCAUCAACGAAAUAUCUCAUCAAAUUUAUUAACAUCGUCAACAAAUUAUUUCAUCAUUAUUUUUGGUGAAUUGAUCGCCACAUUGAGGAUUCUCAUAAAGUUAUUGGAUCGACGUUUAUUAUGGAAGAUGACGACGGUGAGGGUUCAAAUACAGAAUCACAAGUGCUAACAGACAGUGAAUCAUUAAAAAUUCAUCACAAUUCAACGACCGAAUCAUCGGAUUUGUCGGACGAUGAGAAAGAAACGGAGAAGAAUGAUGUUGGUGGUGGCGAUGACGACGAUGAGGAGGAGGAGGAGGAGGAGGAAAUAUAUCCAGAGAAUUUUCCAACACGUCUGCCAAAUCCAGUGUCACAUCCUGUAUUCAAGGGAUUCAAGAAGCGUGUGAUAUCCGAUAAAGCAGUAGAGGAGACUGGAGAAGCGGCCAGUGAUGAGAAAAGAAGCCUAACCUCCAGAAGAGGUAAAAUAACUGAGUACGCUCAGUAUUUGGGUCUCCAGCCAGCAGCAAAGUACAAUAAAUGCUCAAAGUGCAAUGUCACGAAUAGUCAUCGUAAUCAGGGAAGGGAUGAGUGUUUGUGUCAAUCACAAGUGGCUGUUACAACACCAGAAACAUCAUCAUCAUCGUCAUCAUCAUCAGUUUUCAGUGAUAAUCAUCCUAGUACUUCGAAAUUAACAAAUAACUUCAGGAUAACGAGAAAAGUUUAUCUGUGCGCUGCUUGUGGUACAUAUUUUGAAAAUUGGAAUCUAUUUCUUCACAUGAGGGAGAUACAUAAACGACACAUUUGUCUAUUUUGUUUGGGAAUGUUUGGACAGGCUGAGAGGUUAUCUCAUCAUCUUGAGAAAAAACACAGUGUUGCUGAGACGCCAUUCAGUACAGUUGAGGAUUUUUACAAUGCUUUUAAGGGCUCUUGUUAUUUAAUAUGCUGUUCGUGUGAAAAAACCUUCUCCGAGACUGAUAAUUUUUACAAUCACUUCUGUCCCACAUCCCUCAGUGAUGAUAAAUCACCUGAGCAGGAGGAGGAUAUUUGCUCUGUAUGUCGGCAAGUUGGAUCACAUGCUGCUACGUGCCAACGUCAAGUGGAGGGAAAUAGUUCGGGUAAAAGUGGAGUGAAAAUUGGGUCUAAAGGGCUCCUCCCCAGAUCAAAAAAUCAUCGAGUGAAGAAAAGUGAGAAACACAUGCUGUCGUCUUAUCAGAAAAAAUUGACACAACUUUAUGAAAGAAAAAUGACACUGAAGACAGAGAGAGCGUCUUUGGACUCUGCACCAAGUGAACCUGUUGUUGUCAGUGAUGUUUGUGUUAAUCUCGAAAUUCCCCAGAUCUCGGAGAGGCCAGAAUCCUCGAAUUUGUCCCGGGAUACUGUCGCUGAGACUAUUCUGCAGGUCUCCAAGCUGUCUGACGAUCCCAAAGAGAUAUCUCCAAUGCCUCCAUCACCAGAAGCUGAAGAUACUGAUGAUAAACAGUUGAAAUCACCUGAGGAUGUGGAAAAUCGUGAGGAAGUGGAUAGAAAUAAUUGGGACAGUGUGACGGAGACCAUAAUGAGGGUAUCACGUUUUGAAAAUUCUGAACAAUCAGAGACCGAAAAAAUCAGCAGUGAUUGUGAAGAAAAUAGACUAGAACAUAAUGACCAGGAGAUGAUGGUGGAUGAGGUACAUCAAUCAGAGACACCUGAGGACGUCGACAAGAGGGAUGACUCGUCUUCUGAUGAUCCCGACGACGAUGAAGAGAGCCUGAAAAAAUUAGAAUCGACACCAAUGUCAGUCAGUAGAGUUAAUAGGACCAAAGGUAGUCUGGUGAUUAAAAUUUGUACAAAUAAAAAUUCUCAUUACUCUGUCAGCACUCCAAAUAUGAACGGUGUUGACGAAUCAGAGGAUAACAAUAACGACAGUGACUCCGAUAACGACAGGUUGACAGUUGCCCUGAAUGACGAGAGCAACAGAAUUCAAGACGAUGCAGAACCCUCGAGUUACAACGAAUUCGUGGGGGAUGACGAUCAAGGGACACCAGGAGAUGUUGAUAACGUUGAAAAGUCCCUCGAGGAGACCGACAAGAUCCCCCAGGAAAAUGAAGAAUCUAAAUCUAAUGCUGAUAAUUUUGAGGUUAAAGAAGCAUCAGAAAAACCUACCACUGAGGAUGGCAUUCAGCUUGCUGGUGAUGAUGCACCCAGUAUCGAUCUCAAUGUCAACGAUCUCCUCGAGAAUCUCCAGAUAGUUGAUCUCUUAAAGGGCUGCAUCGAGGCUGCCAGUCCCACCUGUGUGUACUGUAAUCACGCAAGACACAUCGCUGUAAAUGGCAAACAACUGGCCCUCCACAUGCUCACUGAGCACAGAUUUCAACCACAACAUCCUGCUAUUAUAAUUCAACCCGAACAAUUCAUCAAUAGAGUUAAAAAAUUCAUUGAUCAGCUGGAUGGCCAUUACUUCAAUGCUGACAGUUAUGACAGUGACAUUGGUACUUACAAUGUACCAACGAUUCGCAUGUACGAGUGCUUCAAUUGUCGUGUUGUCUCUCAUGUACACAAAGAUCUUUACUUACACAAUCGUAAGAUGCAUCAGAAGACGAUAUUAAUAUGUGUUAUGUGUAAAUCAACAUUCUACAGUUACAGUGAAUUACUCUGUCAUCUUUGUCCUGGUAUUUAUUUAUCAAUGGAAACAGACAUGUCAACGCAGUCAUUGACAUCAUCGAUAUUAAAUCCAAGUAUUAAAUAUCGUUGUUGUAUAUGUACAAUUGAUCCAUUACCAUCGGCAUUCAGACUUAUGGUACAUCUUAGAAAACGUCAUCAUGCAUGUGACGUUUGUCUUGAGCUUAAUGGUAAUCAGCAGAGGCUGUCAAAUCACGUUUGGAAGCAUAAACUUCAGCAUUUGUGUUACAGAUGUGGUAUUGCAUACAGAAAUAAACCGGAUAUAACGAAACAUUUAUUUUGGAAACAUGGAACUGAGAGUGUACUUUGUAAAAAAUGUUUGCAAAAAAAAUGGCCGCAUAUUUAUCACUUUUGCAUACCGCCAACUGCUUUUAUCUGUGACGAGUGUAAUGUGAGUUUUUCAAGAGCUGUUGCCCUAAAGGUUCACAAGAGAAUUCAUACCAAGGAGGAGCCAUAUGCUUGUGCUGAUUGUAAAAUGAGAUUUAUAUCGAAAAAAUUGUUGAUGAGACAUGAAGUGGAGAUACACAGGCCACCACCAGAAGUACCAGAGAUACCAGCACUGGCUGAUGAUCAUUGUGGGGAUAAUGGUGAUGCUGAUGGACAGCAGGAUGAGGGUGGUGAUGGUAAUCAUCAGAAAUGUGGAGGCGAGGGAUUGGGGAACGAGGGACCGACAACUGGGGCUUCAUCACGUCCAGCAAGUGCAGCACAGAGUCAGGUUUCUGGAGGUAGUCCUAGUGGUGCUUUAGGAAUACCUGAGGGACUGUCUGAAUCCCAGAAAAUGUCUGUGGAGCCAGUGAGGAAGGUUGUAGAUGUCUAUGAUUUACCGCCUUUGAAUCUUUCAGACAGUGAUUCUGAUGAUGAGAAUGAUGAGGCAGAGGGAGUGAGCAGAAAUGAUGAGAAAAAGGAUGAUAAUGAGGUGGAGAUGAAAGAGGGGGAGGAGAGUAGAGCUGGUGAUGAUACUGUAAAUCCCUCCGUUGCUGGUGCCAGUGAAUCAGAACAGAUUGACGAACAUCAGGAGCAACAGGUUGAUAUUAUGAAUGGAAUAUGGGAUAAUUUCAAGUCAUAUGCUACGACGACUGAAACUAAUCUCGAGGAGUUGGCUAAGAGUGAGGAAAAGAUCAUUGAGGCCAAGCAAAAGGAGCUUGUUAGUAUAAUAACAGCGGAUCACGAUUAUUGUGUUGUUUAUGGUGAUUCCAAGAUGGAGGAGGAGCCAGAGGAGACACAAAAUUCACCAAAAACUGCUGAUCUAGGGGAGAAUGGAGUCAACAUAACUGAUACUGUGAAUGAAACUGAUCAAGCUUUUCUCACUGAAGUUACCAUCAACGAGGUGAACGAGGUUUCAAUUCCCACUGUUGAGAGUGACGUUGAGAAGAAGAAAGAAAAAUCGCCGAAGAAGAAGGUAAACAGCAACUCAUCCUCGAGUGAUUCCUCCAGUGAUUCAGACUCCAGCAGUUGCUCCUGUGGUACAAACUGCAGCUGUAGCAGUUCAUCGUCUGAUUCGUCGUCAUCGUCAAGCAGUUCAUCUGAUUCAGAUAGCUCAGGAUCUGAAUCAUCACCUAAGAAACAGUUGGAAGGCCGAAAGAGAGAACGCAAAAGGGUUAAAAAUAGUCAGCAUAAACGCUUGAAGGAGGACAAUUUUGAGAAUGAGGAGACUGUUAACAAUGCGAUUAAUGAAAUUAAUCCUGAGGAAGAACUUAUUAAUGUUCACACAAUUGAUGAGCCCAGUGUUAUCGAUGUUCAAGAGCAGUAUAAUUUACCAACACCAGAUGUACCACAUGUUGAGAGACGCAAUGUAAUGCGAGAAUCUGAUCUUGAAACUGAUGAAACGGAAACCGAUGAAGAUUUUUAUGAUGAACAUCCUCAGGAGCUGGCCAAUAAAUUGCUGGUGGAGAAGAGAAAUCAAUUGUUACAUCUUGCAAAUGUUUCUGUACCAUCAGAAACAUCAGUGAAAAAUGGAGUAGUUGAUAAUAUGGAGAUUCAGAGUCAGACGAGUAGUAGAAAAAAAAUUAAAGUAAAAAAGAGGAAGAAAACAAGCGACAGCAGAAGAGGGGCAAGAGCAGCUAGAGGGGCUCGUGGCACCAGAGGAAGACGAUCCAAGUAUCCAGGUGCUCAGGUGGUAGCUGCUGAUCAUGACGAGCCACCGAUCAAGAUAAACAUUCCAAAGCAAAAAUAUGAUCGUCAAAAACAUUCGAAAAUACGUUUUUCAUCGAUGGUACCACCAGCUAAUUCAACAUGUCAGUCUGCCGAGUAUUCGAUGAAUAAUUCAACAUUUGUUCAGGGAAGUCAGAUGUCCGGGGGCUAUUCAGGGGCAUCUGGUGCUUCUGGUACCGAAACACCCGGCAGUGAGAGCAAGAGGGCAUCCAAGAGAAAACGUAUUCCAAAGAAAUUUUAUGGUGACUCGAGUGAUGAUGAACAACCUAAUCAGUAUCCAAAGUGGAGGAGAAUUGAAAAUAAUUCUGGUAUUGUUGGAGGUCAGGCUGGACAACAGGGACAUCAGUAUGUGCCAACCAUAACGAUCAAGCAAAAUUUUGGCCCAUCACUUCAAUCAAAAUGGUAUAAUGCCGAACCGCAGGCAAAUUUUGUGGUUUAUAAUAAUGAAACAGCACCCAGUACACUUGGUGCAUCUGUCACAGAUACUGAAGAGGGUGUGGAUGAUACGAGUAGCGAGUCCAGUGGAUCUGAUGUUGAGCAACCAGUUGCAGAACAACCAUCAGUUGAUUGUCAACCACACAAGAGACAGGAGAAUAAUGUUACAAUACCAGGACCAGCUGUUGGUGGUGAUAAAAAACAUCUUUAUUGCUAUUGUCAGUGCCCAUAUGACGAAGUUUCGGAGAUGAUUGCCUGUGAUGGAGAUCACUGUAAGAUUGAGUGGUUUCAUUUUGAGUGUGUUGGUAUUAUGGUACCACCAAAGGGCAAAUGGUACUGUCCGGAUUGUCGUAAGGAAGAUCCUACACUUAAAAAUGACGAUUUCAUUGACUGAUGUUUUCCCAGUAUCAUCUAAAAUUUAACAAAAUUGCUUUUUUUUUUCGUUGGUAGUUAUACCGAACAUAUUCAGUACAUAAUAUUUUAUUUCACCUCUUCCUAGCAUCCUCUCGCCCUUUUUUUAGUUGAAGAACAAAUUCAUUUGAACCAAUUCCAUUUUUUUAUCGAGUACAUAUAGAUAUGUAUAUCUCUCAAAUCAUAAAAAAAAGUGUUUGUAUAUAUGUGUAAAUAUUAACGAUUGAUUGUAGAAUUUACUAUGCCAAGAUUUGAGAUGAUUUUUUAGUUUUAUUUUCAUGUAAAAAGAAAACAAAAUAUGACUAAAACAAAAUGAAAAGAAAUCGACAAAAACAGUUUUUUUUUCGUAUUUACUUCUCGUUCUUAUUAUUUUCAUCGAAAUUUUAGUUGAUCCUCGAUGGAAUUUGAAGUUGCUUUUUUAAAACAUUGUAAGGAAAGUGUAUUUAAUUUUUGUUCUCAUUUGGCUCUUUAAGUACGUAUUGUCUACACUGCUGGCAGUGUUAUUAUUUCCUCCCUAUCAAUUUUCAUUGGUUCGCCAUUUACUGUUUUAUAAUUAUAAUAUUUAGCACAAAUUUCACAUUUUAUUCAAUUACUACUGCUUUUACGUUCAUCAAUAUGUGAAAUAUAAUUCAUUGCAUGUACAAAUAUACAUGUACAUAGACGAAUUUCAUUGUAUUUGUCGGUAACUAAUGAUUGACGGAAUCCUAGUACCUAUUUAAAUUUUAACCAUUGAAAUAAAUUAAAAUUUAUAAUGACAUUAGGUUUUUAUUAUUCUCGAAUUUGUAAUAAAGGUGUAAGAUAGCAAACAUAGACGAAUGAUAAUAUUUCUCAGACGAGAGAAUAGUAAACCUGAUGUAUCAGAAAAUUUUUCUCAUAAACCCAACAACAACUUCUUCAUCGUACUCUCCAGUUCUAAUUAUCUAAAACUAUUGUACAGUUCUAAAGACACAAUGCAUAUAAAAAUAUAUAA